UCCUCUUCACUAAUUUGUCUCGUCUCGUUUUCACCACCUCAUCUCAAUCUUAAUCUUCACGACCUCAUCGUCUCUUGUUCUUCGCCAACUCAUCUCCUUCUCCAUAUAAUCUUCUGCUUUGCCUUUCUCUUUGGAUUUUUCUUCUUCCAUGAAUGAAUUAACUUUGAUAAAGUGAGAUUCAUUUUUCAUUUCCAGCCGCAAAAGUUAACGCCUUAAACUUCGGCAACAAAAAGUGAAAACCGAAGUAACCGUUCUCGAACCGAACCGUUUAUUUGUUCGGUUCUAUUCGGUAGUUUUUUCUCAAUCCGAAAUAACCGGAGAACCAUAUUAACCGAACCGAAAUACCCGUAAUAACCUUAAUCCGGAGGCCUAAAUAAUAAUAGUGAAAAAGAAAACUCCGAAAUUCUCUUUAACUAGUGGCCAUCGAAGUCUCUCCGUUCUCUGACGUCUUUUGGGUCAAACUGCUCAAUAUCGUCACAUCUUCGCUGUAGAACGGAUGGAGCCGCCUGAAGAUGAGAAGUCUAAUUUCGCCAAGGAGCUUUACGGAGAAAAUUUGCAGCUUUCGAAACCUGGUAAUGAAGAUCACAACCUUGAGGGUUUAGACGGAUCCUUCUUUGGAAGUUCUGAUGAUGAACCAAGUGAAGCUUACUCCAUGAACAAGGAGACGGAGAAAAUACGUGAGAAAUUUCACACGGUUGGAUACCGUGACGGUAUUAGUGCUGGGAAAGAAGCUGCUGCGCAGGAAGGUUAUAACGUUGGAUACAGGGAAUCAGUUCUUGCUGGCUACAAGUUUGGUUUUGUUAGAGGUGUUUCCAGUGCGAUGGCUUUCCUCCCAGAUGAGCUCAGAGAAAAGCUGAUCGAUGAACAAGAAACUAGAGACAAGUUUCAUAAACUACACGAUUCUGUGCAUGCUCUCUCAACUGAAGCGGCAAUGAAAGUGUUUUAUGGAACUCUGACUACAAAGCAAGUGGAAGACAAGAGUGGAGAAGAAGGGUCUGACUCUAGUGUUGCUUAUGUUACGUCCACAACUGACUUGGGAAGCUAUGUAAGUGAGCUAAGCUCUCUUCUUCACAAAUCUCCUAAGAUUGAAGUUAGAUUGGACAUAUAGACCAAGAGAAGCAUGGAAGCUUGCUGUGCAAGAUGGUGAGCAUAUAGCUUCUUUGGUAGUAUGGAUUGUCCCAAUAUUAAAUCAACAAGAGUAUACCACUAAACAAUAAUAUUAUCUUUUCAUACA
Messenger RNA from Raphanus sativus (radish), 1234 nucleotides. RefSeq names its product protein yae1. The record is from RefSeq and is a predicted model, not a curated record. The transcript is spliced from 5 exons. NCBI's taxonomy places the organism in Eukaryota, Viridiplantae, Streptophyta, Magnoliopsida, Brassicales, Brassicaceae. Bases 497 to 1108 code for a protein of 203 amino acids.